UGCGGUGCGUCUCUGGGCCGGGCGGAAAUCCUCUGCAGCCCGUGUGAGACCAGCGCUGCACGCUGCCAUGCGGUGAGCGGGCAGUGAGCGGCGAUCGGGUCCCAGAGUCGCUCUGCCCGUGUGUCAGGUCCGGUGUUACGGCUCGGGAUAAGCGGCGGCCGUGUGCCAGGAAAGAAGAAACGCGCCGUCCUCCCCACGCGGCUCACCGAGCUCUCCUUUCUCGCGAAGGCCUCCCGAGUUCGGGUCGCGGGAUGGGCUGUCGGCCUCGUGCGCACCGCAGGGUCUGUAAGCGCUGGCUGUGAGCUGGGCCUCUGUGAUACUGCUCAGGAGCAGAAAUGGAUUCCCCAGGCAAAGGGCAAUGGCUGACCCAUGAAGAAAUACUCACCUCACCUCCUUCUAUCCUUCAUUUCUGACGUUUGCCUUUGAUUACGGAGAUGAGUGACUUUACCUGUUCUAUUGAUCAGAAUAAAUUACCAGCAGCUAAUUUAUGAACCUCACAAAAGUGCCUCUGACAUGGUGAAUUGUACUCUGUUGUUCAGAGAAAAGAUUUAAGUAGACAUGGAACUUGAAAGAAUCAUUAGAGAGACACUGACGUGCUUCAUCCAGUCCCACAUCCCUGCUGCAGACCUCAGUGGGAUGGAUGAAGUUUUCUUCUCUUACAUUACGGGUGUCCUGGAAGAGCUGGGUUCACCAGAGUCCUCUGAGGAAACCUUCGACAUGGACACCUUUGUGGAAAUGAUGGAGGCAUAUAUCCCUGGCUUUGCAGAAAUUCAGAGUGGGAAUGUUUGUGAAAUGAUGUUCUCUCUCUCAGAAAGGCUUGGUGAAGCACGUAACAAAGAAAAACCUAGCCAAAAAGCUGUGGAAAGCAGAACAGAAGUGCCCUCUGAAGACCUGACCAAAGGCCAGGAGCCUGGAGCUGGAGUCUGCAAAGAUGAAAGGCUGUGCACACCUACAGACGGAGCUGGGGCCCAGGCAGGCGAUGACUUGAAGGGUGGUGUGGAGCUGCUACUGGAGAUGUUCCCAGCCUGUACUGUAAGCCAGGCAGAGAAGGCACUAGCGAUGGCCCUGGGUAACUUGGAAGAAGCAGUGCAGUUAAUUGUGGAAGAGAAGGUGGAAAUCGGCACAGCAGGUGCAAGUGUGAAGGAGCUGGUGCGGCCCCGCAGAGCACCCAACCAUGAGGAACUAAAGCAGGUUAUCUUACAGAAAUAUAUGAUGGUGGAUAGUGCAGAAGAUCAGAAAACACAUCGACCCGCUCCACCGAAAGAGGCUCCCAAGAAGCUGAUCCGCUACAUCGAUAACCAGGUGGUGAGUACGAAGGGAGAGAGGUACAAAGACAUAAAGAAGCCAGAAAGUGAGGAGAUGAAGAAAACUUACAUCAGCCUCAAACCAGCCAGGAAGUACAAGUUCCACUGACGGCCGUGUUCUCUCUUCCCCUGCUCUUCAGCCUCCACCACACUGGCCAGGUGUGGAGGAUGGACAUGCAGCACUGGGGAUGAAGGGACUCCCCUACCCAACACUAACUGGAACUAACCUAGGAGCCAGGACACUGCUUUCAGCUUCCUGAACUAACCUAGCUGAUAAGGUCAAGUCUCCUCUCCUUGUGUAGCUGCGCUUCUGCCCCUGGGGCACUCCAUAAUGGUUGUUGGGAGCCUGGGCGUUCUCUGCUAUUCCUUGCACGGGACUUUAGAUCUAAAAAUGUAGCUUGUGGUUUUGCAGCAAGCUUUUUAGAAAUCUCUGUGCACUGUUGCUUUGAGUGCAAGUGUUAAUAAAGGUGAUGUGAGUUGGUGUGUA
Molecule: messenger RNA, 1791 nt
Organism: Lagopus leucura (white-tailed ptarmigan)
Lineage: Eukaryota; Metazoa; Chordata; Aves; Galliformes; Phasianidae
Gene: CUEDC2
Product: CUE domain containing 2
Exons: 11
Coding region: 559-1413 (284 amino acids)
Molecular function (GO): ubiquitin binding
Source: RefSeq, a predicted model, not a curated record